Linum trigynum is the source of this 240-nucleotide messenger RNA. Lineage: Eukaryota; Viridiplantae; Streptophyta; Magnoliopsida; Malpighiales; Linaceae. The record is from the annotation of a GenBank genome assembly.
AUGGCGGCCCGAGAGCUCGAAGACUUGACGGAGAACAGGUCCGAUGCGAGUUUCCUGAGGAGAAAGAGGGGAAGGGAAGUGAGAGAUUACCAGGAGAGAGGAAGCUCCAUAUGCGAGCCAUGGGUGGCCUGCGAAGUCCGGCAACCAGUCGAUGGUGGAGACGGAUCGGUUAGGGGCGGGUGGGAUGAUGUCAGAUCGGAGAAGACGGAGCGGAAGAUGAUCAACGGGGUCCACCAAUAG